AUGCCCUCCGUCCUCGGCAAGCGCAAGUCGCGCAAGGCGCAAGAGCCGGCCAUCUCAGAAGAAGAAGCCCAAGCAAUCUUCCGCCGCCAUUUCGAGGCCCAAUUCGCGCCGCUCCCCGAGACGAAGAAGCCCAAGGUCGCCGAGCCCGAAGCGGAAGAGGUUCUGGAAGACGAUGCAGAGGUCGACUCAGACUGGGACGGCGUGUCCGCGGACGAAGCCGAGCAGGCAAUCGAGGUCGUCGACCACACCGACUCGAAGCCCCACGACCCAACAGCCGGCAUGACGAAACGCCAACUCAAAGCCUUCAUGUCCUCACGACCGCCUACGCAGACGGACAAACCGCCACCGCCGCCCGCCAAACCCUCGCCGUCAGAUGAGCCGGACGAGUCGACGCUUCGCGCCCAGGACAUUGCGCUGCAGCGCCUCCUCUCCGAGUCCCACCUCCUCGCCUCCCUGAACCCGACGACGGCCUCCACGGCCGCGGCCGCCAAGCCCUUCGCCGCCGGCAAGUUGCGCCAGCGCACGACCGACCUGCGCAUCCAGUCCCUCGCCGCCGCCGGCGCGCCCCUCGCCAAGCAGUCGCCCUCCCUCUUCACGCAGGCCAAGAUGCCCAUGGCCAUGCGCAAGCGCAUCACCGCCACGCGCGACGCGCGCGAGGACAAGCGCCGCCGCGAGGCCCGCGAAAACGGCGUCGUCCUCGAGCGCGUGGCGCCCGUCAAGAAGGCCGAGAAGAAGGGCCGCCACGAGAGGGCGCUGGACGGGCCCGAGGUCGGCAGGAUGCGCGGCGCCGAGCUCAAGCUCAGUGAUCGCGACGUGCGGAAUAUUGAGGGUAGUGGUGGGGGCAGAGGCGGCAGGGGAGGCAAAUCUGGUGGUCGGGGGAGGAGAGGUCGGUAA
Verticillium dahliae VdLs.17 is the source of this 894-nucleotide messenger RNA. RefSeq lists its product as uncharacterized. The coding region runs from base 1 to 894 and encodes 297 amino acids. Lineage: Eukaryota; Fungi; Ascomycota; Sordariomycetes; Glomerellales; Plectosphaerellaceae. The transcript has 2 exons. The record is from RefSeq and is a predicted model, not a curated record. Gene Ontology annotation, biological process: maturation of SSU-rRNA from tricistronic rRNA transcript (SSU-rRNA, 5.8S rRNA, LSU-rRNA). Gene Ontology annotation, cellular component: nucleolus.